AAGCUCCGAAAUUAUUCGCCCACUUUUACUUUCUUUAACCAUGGAAAUACCCAUGCACAGACGCGCCCCGAUUCAUCUACUUUCACACUCGCUGCUGCUCCGAUCUUCUCCCUCCCAAAAUUUCCCAAUUUCACUCUCUCUUCUAAUUAUGCCCUAUUUCUCCUGUAAUCCCUCCUUUCUCUCUACAGCUCUCUCGCUUGAGUGGCCUGCUAAACUUCAUAUUUGCCACUCUUGGUAAGUUCAACAAUUGGGAAGGCUGCACUUCUAGUUUGCUGGUGUUGGCAAUGCCUCCCAAUCCUAAAGUUGCAAAAGCCUUUCGUGCUAUGCGGGAUCUUGGAAUUUCUGAAGAGAAAGUGAAACCAGUCUUGAAAAAUCUCUUGAAACUGUAUGAUAAAAAUUGGGAUCUUAUUGAAGAGGAAAAUUAUAGAGCUCUUGCUGAUGCUAUAUUUGAUAGUGAUGAAGCAGAGGCUGCAAAAAGGAAGAAGGAGCUUGAGAAUAGCAAACAACAACGAGCUGUGAGGGAACAAGCCCAAGAGCCAGAUGACCUUGGACGACCUUUGAAAAAGUUGCGCUCAAAUUACCAAGGGCAACCUUCAGAGUGGCACAAUAGCUCUACUCUCUUGGCUGCGACUUCUCUCAUAACCCCCAAAGAUGAGCCAGUUGAACUACCUGAAGAGCAGCCUGAGAACCAGAAGCCACAGAUGGUGAGCACAAAGUUAUUGAAUAAUGGAAACAGGAUGAUUGAGUCCCACCAUUUAUCAUGCCGAUCACUAGAGACGAAUAAAGGACAGCAACCUGUUUCACCUAAGCCUUUGACAUUCAGAGAAAGAACUGAUACAUCUCAGCCUGUUAGUAAUAACCAAAGCCAAAUGAAUAUGACAAUUGAAUCAGUUGCUGUUCCCCAUCCACCGAGUCUUGAAAACAGAGGGAAGGAGGCUUUGUCACCCCAUUGUAUUUCAGAGAAGAAAAUGUUGGAAUCUGAGAGAUCAUCCCAGGCGGUAUCCCAGGAGAAAACUGUUGGUCGUCAGAUUUUGGUGCAGCCAGAAGAAGAGCCAUUAGCUGGUGAUGCUCCAGUAUAUGAUCUUCAAGAGACAUCCAAAGAGGGAGUUUCUUCAAGGAAAAGCUGUUCAGAAAGAGUACCAAAUGGUUCUGUACCUUUAACAGCAGAACCCCAAGUAGGACAAGAUACGAGUAAUGGUGCUGCUGCAAAGGUCUCGGAUAAAUCAUCUUCUCAGCUGGAGAUUGCUUCGUCAUCCUUGGGAGACGUGAAAAUUUGUUUGAGCUACAAUAUUUCUCCCCAAAGACCUGAUUUUCAUGUGCCUAGUUUAGCUGCGGUAGUUAAGUUGGUCGAGGAAAAGUAUCUCAAAUCGUACAAAAACCUGGACGCAAACUUCUCCCUCAUGAAGCUAAUGGAGGACAUGUGUGCGGGUGUUGUGGAACUAGGUUUUGACUCUUGUAAUAAAUCAGCAGAAACGACUUUAAAAGAUAGUGGAGGAUGGGGGGAAGCGGGAAAGCAGCUAAGAUCUUCUUUUGAUGGGCCUGAUUGUUUGACUAUCUUCAGGGGGAAUUGUUUGUUAAGAUCAUUUAAGAACUCAGGUUCUUCUCAGCUCUUCUGUGACUUUAAGGGGUCUGUUGACAUUAUUCUAGUUCUCUGCAUGGUACCAGCACCUUUUUGGACUUUACCACUUACUGAUGGUAAUGUUUGGUGUCAUACUAUUCACCUCUGGCAUGUGGUCACAUUACUUUAUGCUGGAUUGGAUGAGAUCCAUACAUCAUCUAUCACGGAGGUGAUUUUCAGCCAUGAGGAGGGAGCAAAAAUGAGGGGUUGCAGCAGGAUCAGUGGGUUUGUGGUGGUCUUCUGGGUUGGAGGGGCGGAGGGUGAGUUUGAGGGGAUGGGUGUGGGGGAGAUGGUAGUGGAAAGGGUUGUGAGGAGUAGGAUUGAGGGUGGAGAUGAGGUUGGUGUAGCAGAAGGGGUUGAGAGAAUGGGAUUGAGGGUGAAGACGGGGUUGGUGGCUCACGGGAGAGGGGAGAGGUGGGGUGGAGUGGUGGUGGUGGUGGCUCAGAUGGGUCUGUUGGUAGAGUUGUUUGAUAUUCAUAUGGAAAGCACUGGAUAUCCUGCUCUAUCUCAGUGUAAAUGCCUCUUUCAUCUUAGCAUUUCAAUCCUUUUUGCUGCUCAUUUGAUGCUUGGGCAUUGGAGAGGCUGCUCUUGUAAUCUGCUGGUGUUAUCAAUGCCGACCAAUCCUAGAGUUGCAAAGGCCUUUCGUGCUAUGCGAGAUCUUGGAAUUGCUGAAGACAAAGUGAAACCGGUCUUGAAAAAUCUCUUGAAGUUGUACGAGAAAAAUUGGGAUUACAUUGAAGCUGAAAAUUAUAGAGUCCUUGCAGAUGCUAUUUUUGAUAAUGAGGAAGCGAUGGUAAAUCAGGCUGCACAAAGUAAGAAGAAGCUUGAGAGUUCUCAAGAACCAGUAACGGAGGAAGAAGCUCAGGAACAGGGUGAGCCCGCACGACCUUUAAAAAGGUUGCGCUUAAAGUACCAGGGGCAAGCUUCAGAGUCAUGCAAUAAUUCUAAUCGCUUGGCCGGGACACCUCUCAUAAUCCCCAAGGAUGAGCCUGUUGAACUACCUGAAGUUCAUCCCCAGAGACAGUUGCGAAGCAUGGUGGGCUCAACACCAACACACAAUGGACAUAGGAGUAUUGAAUCUCAGCAUCUAUCACGUGAGUUACUUGAUAGAAGUAAAGGAAAGCAACCUGUUUCACCUAAGUCUUUGACAAUCCAAGAAAGAACUCGUACAUCUCAUCAUGUUAUUGCUAAUGAAAGUGAAACAAAUAUCCCAAUGACUGUUGGAUCAGGCACCGCUCCCCAUCAAAUGAGUCUUAGAAAUGGGAGGAUGGGGGCUCUCUCACCCCAACCUGCUUCUGUGGAUAAAAGGUUGGAGUCGGAGCGGUUGUCUCAUAAAGUAUCCAAAGAGAAGACUGUUGGUGUUCAGAGUCUGGUUCAGCCUAAAGAAGAGCCAUUCACUUGUGAUACACCAGUGUUUGAUCUUCCUCUUGCUGUUAUCCAUCCAGAGACUUCAAACAGAGGAGACUCUUUAAGGGAAAAUAGUUCAAUAGAAGAACCACACGAUGGCUCUGAACCCCCUUUAAUAUUGGAACAUCCAGGAGGAAAAAGUGUGAGUGAUGGAAUUCCUAGUUUGUCAAGCGAGACCAGAGUGAACUCCCAGCUUUCAACAGUUGCAGAUGGAUCAUCUUCUCAGCUCCAGGUUGCUUCCUCACCCUUGGGAGAGGUGAAAAUCUCUUUGAGCUGCAAAAUUUCUCCUGAAAGACCUGACUUCCACAUGCCUAGUCUAGAUGCAGUAGUAAAGUUGGUGGAGGAUAGAUGUCUCAGAUCAUACAAGUUCUUGGACCCAAACUUCUCUGUCAUGAAACUAAUGAAAGACAUGUGUGAUUGCUUUUUGGAAUUAGGAACUGAGUCUUGUAGUGAAUCAGAAGGAAAUAUGCAAGUAUCACCUAGAAAUGAUGUACUUGAAAGCUUUCCUUCAGGGGAUCCUUUAGUUGGUGAAGGUGUGCAUUUCCAUAUGCCAGAUGGUUUAUAUAAUGCUCAAUCAGAGACUGAGGUUGUUUUCCCCAAAACUUUACAACUUUCUACACCUUGCACUGGGAUACAUGACUGUGCUCAACCUCAUCAAGAAGCUAGUCAGUGUAAUAGAAUUCAUGAGGAUACCGAACAGAAAGAUCUUGAUGACCUGAAUUGUAGGAGCUUGGUGGUUUGUCGGCAACAUGAGUUAACUCCAGAUCAGAUCCGUUAUCUUCAUGAUGUCAUUGACAUAAGUAAGGGGCAAGAGAGAGUGGUGAUUUCGUUAGUCAAUGAAAUAAAUAGUGAAUGCCCGCCAUCCUUUCACUAUAUUCCACAGAAUGCUGUCUUCCAAAAUGCAUAUAUGAACUUCUCUCUUGCCCGUAUUGGAGAUAAUAAUUGUUGUUCUACUUGUUGUGGUGAUUGUCUGUCCUUGUCUACACCUUGUGCAUGUGCACAUGAAACUGAUGGCGAAUUUGUAUAUACAGCCGAGGGACUUGUCAAGGAGGAGUUUCUUAACGAGUGUGUUUCUAUGAAUCGUAAACCUGAAAAGCACUGCCAGUACUUCUGCAAGGAAUGCCCAUUGGAAAGAUCCAAAAAUGAGGAUGUCAUAGAACCUUGCAAAGGCCAUUUAGUGAGGAAGUUCAUCAAAGAAUGUUGGUGGAAGUGUGGAUGCUCUAAACAGUGUGGCAACCGAGUCGUUCAGCGGGGGAUAACUCGCAAUCUGCAGGUGUUUAUGACAGAAGGAAAAGGAUGGGGAUUGCGUACUCUUGAAGACCUGCCAAAAGGUGCAUUUGUUUGUGAAUAUGUGGGUGAAGUUUUAACAAAUGCCGAACUCUUUGAUCGUGUCUCACGGAAUCCAAAGGGCGAAGUGCAUUCCUAUCCUGUUCUACUUGAUGCUGAUUGGGUUUGCGAAGGAGUACUUAAAGACGAAGAAGCUCUUUGUUUAGAUGCUACACAUUAUGGGAAUGUUGCAAGGUUUAUUAAUCACAGAUGUUUUGACUCAAACAUGGUUGAGAUUCCAGUUGAAGUAGAAACUCCUGAUCACCACUAUUAUCAUCUUGCCUUUUUCACCACAAAGAAGGUAAAGGCGAUGGAGGAACUUACAUGGGAUUAUGGUAUUGAUUUUGAUGACGUUGAUCAUCCGGUUAAGGCGUUUCACUGCCAGUGUGGCAGCAAGUACUGCCGGAACAUUAGACGUCCAAGUAGAUCCAGAUCUUCAUUAAGGAGAUGAACAUAUGGUCUUCUCCAUGACCAGUCUUUGAAUUGUGCCUCAAUCUUUAUUGGAAAAUCAUACAGGACAGAUCGGCACCGCCUUCAGCACCCAGAAAUUAACCUUGAAAGGAUCCAUGUGACUGGCUAUGUUUUGUAAAUGACCUAGUUUCUUUAAUUUUAUUAGACGUUUGUGGAGACAGUGAUUUUGAGUAGGCUUAUUCCAAUGAGCCAGUUGUACUUGGGAAGACUAAUUCAUGAACGUCUUUCUUUUGUUUUGUUUUGGGGGAGGGAGAUGCGAAUUUUGCCAUGGUUCGUUCACUGUCCUGUUCUUGUUGUAAAAAUUGACGUUUAAGUAUUUACCUUGUUGAGUAGUAGUAAAUCUACUGAAUGGUAGUUUUCUGUGCAAA
This is a messenger RNA of Coffea arabica (coffee), 5190 nucleotides long. The record is from RefSeq and is a predicted model, not a curated record. NCBI's taxonomy places the organism in Eukaryota, Viridiplantae, Streptophyta, Magnoliopsida, Gentianales, Rubiaceae.